This is a messenger RNA of Sycon ciliatum, 3747 nucleotides long. RefSeq lists its product as uncharacterized. The transcript is spliced from 2 exons. Gene Ontology annotation, molecular function: nucleic acid binding. The record is from RefSeq and is a predicted model, not a curated record. NCBI's taxonomy places the organism in Eukaryota, Metazoa, Porifera, Calcarea, Leucosolenida, Sycettidae. The coding region runs from base 1 to 3747 and encodes 1248 amino acids. Gene Ontology annotation, biological process: DNA integration.
AUGUCGUCUGCCAAAUUUCCUGUACCUGCCCCGUUCGAUUUCUCCACCCCAGAAGCAUGGCCAAUCUGGAAGACCCGUUUUGAACGCUUUAGUUCUUUGUCCAAAUUGGACGAGGCGGACGGGCAACGCCAAGUAGACACUUUAGUUUACUCCAUGGGAGCCGAAGCCGAUCCUAUCUUUGAGUCUCUAUCUCUGUCCGCGGAUGAUAAGAAGAAACUCGACAAGGUACUGGAGGCCUUUGACAAGUAUUUUCGCCCGGGUGUAAACGUAAUCCCCCAACGGACAUUGUUUGAAAGGUGUGUCCAGAACCCAGGUGAAUCCGUGGAAGAGUAUGUGCGUCGUCUCCGUGCCGCAGCCAAAUAUUGCGCGUUUGACAAGUCAGAUGAGCGUAUCCGCGACAGGUUGGUGGCCCAUAUGACGAACCGAGAAGUUUCGAAGAAGCUACAGCUCGAGGAUCACGCUCAGCUGACACUCGAGACUGCCGUGAGCUUGGCACGCAAAACGGAGUCCGUAAACGCCGAGGUCGCCCAGCAAACGCCCCGGGUGAGCCAAGCUGCUGCAGCUACCUCACCGCAACGGAAACACGGCAAGUCCCCUGCUUACGCAAGUUACGGAUCGACGGGAAAGCGACCACAGGUCAAGUCCCAACGAGACUCGAGCAACGGUAAGAAGUGCUCGUGGUGUGGCUCCUCCAAAGACCACAAAUCGAACCGUGACGAAAGCCCUGCCAAGGACAAGUCUUGUAACAAGUGUCGUAAGUCUGGACACUUCGCCAGCGUCUGCCGGUCUGCCUCCGCCAGUGCAGCACACAACGAUUAUGUGCAUGUAGCUGAGUUUGACUUGCAGUCGGACCCCGUCGGCGAAAAUUUCCUUGGAGCUGCUUCUACCCACACCGCUGACGAGCCGUGGAUAGUACGACUGGAUCUGUGCGGCUCACACCUCGAUUUCAAAAUCGACACUGGAGCUGAUCUCAACAUUAUGACGCAGGCUAGCUACAACGGUUUAUCUGCACCGCCAGUACUCAGUCCGUGCCAGACACGUAUGAUUGGGCCUGAUGGGAACCAGCUCACGAUACAGGGUGAGUUCCACACUUGUGCUGUGCUCCGUGAUGUACAGUACCCAGUCACUAUCCUGGUCAUUGCCACCGGUGGUGUCAACUUGUUGAGCAGGCAGACAUCUGAACAGAUGGGCCUAGUACAACGUCUUCAUGUUGGCUCUUCAGAUGCCCAGCCGAAAAUCGGAUGCAUGCUAGGCAAGCCAGUCGAGAUUGAGUUGAAGCCAGACUGCAAACCAUACAACUGUGUAAAUGCUCGACGCAUUCCAAUACACAUUUGCCUCAAGGUUCGCACCGAGCUGGAGCGUAUGGAAAAAGCAGGUGUCAUCACAAAAGUCGAGCAGCCGACUGACUGGUGUUCACCCCUCGUGUCGGUCCUCAAGCCGAACGGCAACGUGCGUGUAUGCGUAGACCUCAAGCGCCUGAAUGCCAGCGUCAAAAGAGAGCACUACCCGUUACCGACCGUGGACGACACGCUCGCACAACUCAACGGUUCUACCAUAUUCUCUACGCUGGACACCACGUCUGGCUUCUGGCAGAUCCCACUCUCCGAGGAAGCGUCGUUGCUGACGACGUUUAUCACUCCCUAUGGCCGCUUCAAGUUCGAGCGCCUUCCCUUCGGCAUAACGAGCGCGCCUGAGAUAUUCCAGCGCCGGCUACAAGGUCUACUCAGCGAUAUUCCCAACGUAGCAGUGUUCAUAGACGACAUCAUCGUCUAUGCUUCAUCGAUGGCUGAGCAUGAUGCUGCUCUGCUCGCCGUCGAGAACCGACUCCGCGAUGCCGGUCUGACACUGAAUCCGAACAAGUCUAAGUUCAGAUGCACGUCCCUAAAGUACCUGGGCCAUCGGAUCAGCGACAAGGGUGUCCACCCUGACCCAGCUAAGCUGGAUGCCAUUGAGCGCCCCGCAGCACCAGCUGAUGUGGAAGAGCUCCGUCGUGCACUCGGACUCUUCACGUACCUCUCCAAGUUUCUGCCGUCAUUGUCGACCGUAGCCGCCCCACUGCUCGAGCUACUCCGGUGCGACGCGACGUGGCAAUGGACCAAAGCACAUGAGCUAGUUUUCACAGAGCUCAAAUGCCUAGCUGCCUCAGCCCCGUGUCUCGCGUACUAUGACCCGUCUGCCCCGACCAUCGUCACGGCUGAUGCGAGCAGCUAUGGAUUGGGUGCUGCACUGCUACAGUUCCACGACAAUGAGUGGAAGCCGGUCGCGUACGCCUCACGCACCAUGACAGCAGCAGAGAAACGGUAUGCCCAGAACGAGAAAGAGCUCCUCGCCUCGGUCUGGGGAUGUGAACACUUCCAUCAAUACCUCUACGGAGCGCCCCGAUUUACCAUUCAAACGGACCACAAGCCGCUGGUCCCACUAAUGAACACGCGUGACCUCGACCGAGUACCUCUACGCUGCCAACGUCUACUGAUCAGACUCAUGCGCUAUGAUGUACAGGCGGAGUACGUGCCUGGCAAGAACAUGGUUCUCGCCGACACGCUGUCCAGAGCUCCUCUUCCUGACACGCCAGCAACCGAAUCCGACCUACACAGUGACUCGGAAGCCACCAUCGCCGCUGUCCUGUCGUCUCUAUGCAGUCCUACCAAGCAACACGCUCUCGUUACAGCCACUGCUGACGAUCCAGUCCUGCAACAAGUAAUCCAGCAUACCCUCCAUGGCUGGCCGACCAAGGUCAACGCAGACCUGGAAGCCUACCGCAACGAACGUGGCUCGCUCUCAGUUCACGACGGUCUGCUGUACCACGGAUUUCGGAUCGUAGUCCCGGCAUCCGAGCGCAAAGCUACACUUGCCACUUUGCAUGACGGCCACCAAGGCAUAACCAAGUGCCUGGCCCGUGCAAAGUCCUCCGUCUGGUGGCCAGGAGUCGACCUCUGCCAACAUGACGGUCAGGAGUACCUCAUUGCUGUCGACUACUUCUCCAGGUACAUUCACGCCAUCUCGCUACGGAAGACUACCUCUGGAGCCGUCAUCAAGGAACUCCACGAGCUGUUCGCCAUCCAUGGCAUCCCUCAAGCUCUUGUGUCGGACAACGGUCCACAGUUCGCAAGUGCUGAAUUCGCCGCAUUCACAGCCCAAAUGCAGCUCACCCACCGCACCAGUAGCCCGCACUACCCACAGAGCAACGGUGAAGCUGAGCGAGCAGUUCAAACAUUCAAGCGUCUCCUGAAGACCAACAACAGCCUCAACGAUGCCCUGCUCAGUUACAGGUCAACACCCCUCGCAAACGGCUACUCGCCAGCCGAGCUCCUGUUUGGUCGUCGUCUACGCACACACCUCCCAUGUACAGCGGAAUCCCUCGCUCCAAGUUGGCCUGAUCUCGCCAAGCUAAGGAAGUUCGAGGUGAGGCAGAAAGACCGACAGAGUGAGACGUACGACUCGUCACACCGAGCACAAUCUCUGCCACCAUUGACCCAAGGCGACCGAGUCUGGGUGCAAGAUCUCGCUUCCGAAGCCGUGAUUGCAGACCGCGUCUCCGACAGAUCCUAUAUUGUCACGACCGACAACCUGUCCGAGUACCGCCGCAACCGUCGCCACGUCAAGUUGCUACCUGAUGUGCAACCAACACCAACACCGCAGUUGAAUGUCACUACACCUGCAGAACCUCCAUCCGCUGAUGUCGAGUUCCAGCCUACCUUGCGCCGAUCAGCACGUCCAUCCCGGUCGCUGAACAGACUCGACCUGUAA